GUUUGAUAAUUAUAUCAAUAGAAAUUAAGUAGUAAGAGAUGCCGUUCGAAUCAAUGAAAGAAUCAACUAAGCCUUACCGGCGUACGCCAUUGUAAUUGCUUGCAAACAAACAAAUCCGCCAUUUGUUUUCGAGUAGAAUCAUAAUUAUUGCAAUCAUAAUUUUGCGUGACUUUGUUAUGUUUCGGCGUUUCUUAAAAUACUCUUAUGAUUUACGAUAUCGCAAAAAGUAUAGCGUAGUGGAAAUUACAGGUAGCAAGAUGGAAGAAAUUCUUUCUACAGCGUUGCGCUCCCGCGUAGAAAGACUGAAAGAAACUGUAAAAAUAACGGUAGAUUUACUGAACAAAGUCGAAACAGGAGUAGGAGUACAACAACAAGAAUUAGUUGUAAAUAAGAUCGAUCUAAAGAGUAAAUUAACUCAAUUUCAAAUCCAAUUGGACAAAUACAUAAAUCACGUGACGAACCCACAGAAAGAAUUUUAUCAAGAAUGUGACGAACUACAAAUUCAAGCAGAGGACGCUAUAACGAAGAUGGAAAUAGUGCUCAAAAUUUAUUCCGAAGAGAACAACACCCAAAAUAAAACUAAACUACCCAAAUUAGACUUGAUCAAAUUCAAUGGCGACAUUUUGAAAUGGAACUCGUUUUGGGACAGAUUCGUGGCCAAUGUAGAGAAUAAAAAUAUAGCGGACGUGGAGAAGUUAUCAUAUUUAGUAGGUUCUUUAGAGGGUCCGGCACUCCAAGCAAUUGAAGGCUUGGAGACGACUAACCAGAAUUAUGAGGUCGCAACUUUAAUUCUUAAAAAUAGGUUUGGGAAGAAAAAUAACGUAAUAGAUGCUCACAACAAAGCCUUAUUAAAUCUGGAACGAGCCCAAUCUACUAUUGAGUGCCGAAAAAUAUUAAAUAACAUAGAUACUCACCUACGGGUAUUAUCUGCAUACGGAGAAAACACCGAAGCAAGCUAUUUGCGAGGGAUUAUAUUAGAUAAGUUUCCAGAAACGGUAUUGUAUCAGGUUAAAAUUUUAAUUUCGGAAGAAGAAAGUACAGACAGCAUAAAGAAAGCACUAGAUAAGGUCAUAACGGCCAUGGAAAGAAUAAAUAUACAAACACCACAAACGCUACAAACAUCAACGUCCGGAUCUACAUCAACAGCUGCUUCAACGUCUGGAUCUAUUUCGACAGCUGCUUCAACGUCAGGAUCUACAUCAACCCUACUUAAAGUUACAAGAGAAAGACCAGCAAAACGCAAGAGGCUGUUUGACAGAACUAACACAUUUAAGUCUAAACGUCCAAAAAUUUCAUGCAUUUUCUGUGGCAAAGCGGGACAUUACAAUGAUGAUUGUAAUGAAUAUAAAACAAUCAAAGAAAGGAUAAGUAGACUGCAACAAAGGUGCUUCUUAUGUUUCAAGAAUGGCCAUAGAGCCUCUAAAUGCUUCAGUAAAAGGAAGUGUCAUCACUGUAAUAAAUUACACAAUAGAGCUUUGUGCCCGCAGAAAACUAUGAAAGACUGCAGUAACACAGAUAGCAAGCCAGCACAACAAACACCUGACAUGUAGAUUACUUAUGGAUUGUGG
Molecule: messenger RNA, 1568 nt
Organism: Cydia fagiglandana
Lineage: Eukaryota; Metazoa; Arthropoda; Insecta; Lepidoptera; Tortricidae
Exons: 2
Coding region: 177-1550 (457 amino acids)
Molecular function (GO): nucleic acid binding; zinc ion binding
Source: RefSeq, a predicted model, not a curated record